AUGGGGAAAAUGAAAAUAAAUUAUAAUUUUGUAAUAUUAUUUAUUUCAUUUUUAUUUAUAAAUGUUUCAAGAUCAGCCGACAUGCUUCCGGAUACUGAGAAGUCAUCAAUUGAUCAAUUAAUAUCAAUAUAUAAUUUACAAUACCCAACACCCAUCGAUGAUUAUUGCUCACUUACAAAUCAUUUUGUGUGCAACAGCGAUUUUAAAAAUAAAACAAUUAAAAUAUAUUUAGAUGGUUUAGAUUUAAAACCAACUUUUUCAGGCAAUAUAAUAAAAAAUUUUAAAUAUUUAGAGGAAUUAAAUAUAACAAAUACAAUUCUAUCAGAUAAUUUUUUCACAGAAAUCCCAAGUUAUUAUUUUAAAACCUUUACAUUAACCUCAAGUGAUUUCACAUCAUUUCCAACAGAUAUACAAUCAAUAACUAGGUUAUAUUUCAAUGAUGUAAAAUUUUCAGGCACUAUUUUUACAAGUACUGUUUCUAGAGUAGAAUACUUCGAUUUAAUGUUUUCAUCACAGGAUAGAAUGGGCGAUUAUAGCUUUUUGGAUAAUUUAAAAGCCCUAAGUCAAACAAGAAAGAAUUAUUCUUUGACAUUAAAUAAUUUUUUUAAUUUUUCAAAUUUCGUUAAUAUGGGCAAUUUAAACUUAUAUUUAGGAAGCAAUUUUGAUAUGACGAGUUUUCAAUAUUUAUCAACUAUUUAUGGUUCUGCAAUAACAAGGGUUUAUCCUGGAUUUAAUACUAAACCUGUAUAUAUUUCAAGCCCAUUGGCUAUUAAAGUUGAUUUGGCUUUUAUUAAUAUAAAUUUCCAGGUCGAUACUAUAAUAGAUUUUUCUCAAUCAAUAGGUUCUUUGGGUUUUGAUGGUUGUAAAGGGCUUAAAAAUUCUGAAAACGAUUUAAAUCUUAUACUUGGCCCAAAUUUAAACAUUUUCACUUAUAUAAAUUCAGAUUUGACAAAGUUUCCAACCAUAGUUGUUGGAAAAUUAAAGUUUAUUAAUAUUUCAAAUAACAGUAUUACUGGUAAUCUCCCCCCAUUACCAAUUCCAACUCAAAAAGAAGAUGUUUUAGGUUAUGACAUGUCAAACAACAAUUUUGACGGAGUCAUACCAAAAAACUAUUGUUAUCAUUUUAUAGACCUAGCCAACAAUAAUCUUGGUGGAAAUUUACCAGAUUGUUAUGUUUGCAGUUUAAAUUUUACAUUGCUUAGGGAAAGGAUCCAAGGAAAUAAUUUUUUAAACUAUAUUAGUGGAACUACAGAUUAUAAACAGUUUCCUAAGUGUCCAGGUAUUACCAUGAAUCCCUUUCAAAUUGCCCUUUUUGGUAAUUCUUUAAUAACUGGAGAAAAUUUUGGUUGGUACGACACAGUAUUAGAGGGAGGAAACGGAUAUCCAGCAAUGAGUUCGACUCCAUCACUUUCAAUAGGAAAUGAAAUACCAAAUUUACAACUAAGGACUGGUUCUCUAUCAAACUCUACCUAUUACAAACUUUUAGAAUUGGGAAAAUUCGAAAUUUUAUUUAUUCCACAACAAAUAACGGCAUCAGCAACAUUCACUUUAGCCAAACCAUUUGUAUCAUAUGUUCGGUAUAGACCAUACUAUAGGUUUGGUUAUUACUUUUUUUUUGUUGGCUCUGGCCUACCUUUUAGUAAAGAUAACAUAUCAUCAAAUGGAAAUAUUACAAUCGAUGGUUCUCCUUGUGCUAUUGAAAAUCCAGGUGGUUCAACUGUUGGGUGUGUAUUACCAAAACCUCAAUUACCAGAAAAAGAAUACCAGGUUGUUAUUUACAAUUCUAUAACCAAACUUUAUGGAACAUUUACGUUUAAAUUUGAAAGAGUUGCUCCAUGGAUCAGUGCAGUUCAUCCUCCUUCGCCUAGUGGUGGCUUAGUCACUCUUUUUGGUAGCUUUACUGAUGGUCCAUAUGAUAGUUUAUCAGUCGAAAUUGGUACCAAACCAUGUGAUUUAAAAAAUAUAUCAGAAUUUAUAAUUGUUUGCAACGUUGGUCCGGGAACAGGUGUACAAAACAUUACUCUCACUCUUAAUGGCACUGUAUUUUUUGGAUUAAAUAGUUUUAGAUAUGUGGAUACUUCUGUUCCUUGCAAUUGUGGCCUGUAUGGUGAAUGUGAAAGUGUAUCUGGCAAUUGUAUUUGCGAUGCAGGUUUUGGUGGAGCUACUUGCGAACAAAUCUUUAUAAAAGAUCCAGUUAUCGUAGUGAACCAGACAUUGGUCGAAAUUAUUAAAGAUGGAUAUUCAUUUGGUUUUUCAAUUAAAGAUAUUAAAGAAAUAGAUAUAGAAUCAAAAGUGGUUAGAACAUAUUCUCUAAAAGUUGAUGAUUGGAGAUUGGUUCCUUCUUCAAACGAACAAAAAUGGACUUAUGUUCAUAAGAUUAAUAACACUGUUAUAUCAUAUACAGUCGAACAAAUUGUUGGAGUUCAAAAAACUUUUGAAUUUGCUGGUCAAAAUAUUACACUUCAACCUGGUGCUAUUAAGCUUUCCGCAAGUAUACAAAAUUGGGAGUAUUUGGGCUCACUAAACACUUUAAAGCUUCAAAUUGAAUCAACUGCUAAAACAAGUUUAAAAAGUGAUUGUGACGGGUCAUCAAUUGGCCAAAACAAUGAUGGUUCAUCAAUUAACUAUUUAUCAAUUCAAAAAGGUGAACAUGUUCUCUAUGGUAGAUUUAUUGACAAGGUAAUGUCUGAUGGUAGAGCCACUUUUAGUUCUGUUUCAUUAGAGGAGCAAAAUGAUGAGUCAAUUACAGUUUCAAUAUCAAUGCCAUAUUGUAAAGAAUGUUUAUUAGACCCAGAUUUUAGUGUCCUUAUUUCAAAUAAUAAUAAUUGUUCAGUUAAAAAAAGUGCUUGGAUUGUUCCCACUGCGAUCGUAGUUUCAAUUGUAGGGUUUGUUGUAGUUAUGCUUGGGGCUUAUGUAUUAUUAAAGGAUAAAGUUUACAUUUCACUUAAAAAAGGAAAUGUUGGUAUUUUUAUCUUAAAUAACUCAAAAUCUGCAACUUCAACUACAAUUUCAAUGUCCUCAUCUGACUAA
Messenger RNA from Dictyostelium purpureum, 3030 nucleotides. RefSeq lists its product as uncharacterized. Lineage: Eukaryota; Evosea; Eumycetozoa; Dictyosteliales; Dictyosteliaceae. The transcript is spliced from 8 exons. The record is from RefSeq and is a predicted model, not a curated record. Bases 1 to 3030 code for a protein of 1009 amino acids.